UGGUAAACAGAACAGAGUAUAAAAGAAAAACAGAGGAGAUUCUCUCUCUCGGCAUCUCCGAAUCGAAUCCGAGAAGGAAGAAGAAGAAGAAGCCUUGGAGAUCGAUCGAUGUUAAAAGAGGGUAUUAGAUGCACGAAGUUGGAUUGACGUGGGAUCUCAAUUCCUUCACGCAGCUUGCCCUCACUCUCUUCUUCCUCUCCUUCGGUCUCCUCUUCUUCGUCAAACGCACGGCCGCUAAGUACUUCGAGGUCGGCGGCGGCGGCUCCGGCGGUUUCGACAGCGACCUCCGCCGAGAUUCCAUGGUUCCCGACGCCUCUGAGUGCUCCGUCUGUGGGAAUCUCACCACCAAGAAGUGCUCUCGCUGCAAAUCCGUUCGUUACUGUUCUGCGGAGUGCCAAACGUCAGAUUGGAACUCAGGGCAUAAACUAAAAUGCAAGGUGUCUAAGAGUACUACUGGUCCCAAAGCUUCUCUGUUUGGGAAUGGCUCUGCGUCUAAAACUGCAUUGUCUCCUAAGCUGAGCCAAAUUAAGGCUAUCAUCAAGCCAGAAGACGUUCUUUUCCCAUACGAAACUUUUGUUCAGUAUUUUAACUGGGACAAACCUGGUUUGGCUCCUUGUGGGCUCACCAAUUGCGGAAACAGUUGUUUCGCUAAUGUGGUUCUACAAUGCCUAUCCUGGACACGCCCUCUUGUUGCGUACCUACUAGAGAGAGGCCACAAGCGAGAAUGUAGGCGCAAUGAUUGGUGCUUUCUCUGCGAGUUUGAAACUCAUCUCGAAAGAGCAAACAUUAGCCGGUUCCCUUUUUCACCAAUGAACAUUAUUUCACGGUUACCUAACAUUGGUGGAAACCUUGGGUAUGGAAGACAGGAAGAUGCUCAUGAGUUGAUGAGGUUUGUAAUUGACAUGAUGCAAUCUGUUUGCCUUGACGAAUUUGGUGGAGAAAAGGUGGUGCCUCCUCGUGCUCAAGAAACAACCCUUAUACAAUACAUAUUUGGCGGUCUCCUUCAGUCACAGGUCCAGUGUACUGUUUGCAGUAAUGUUUCUGACCAAUACGAAAAUAUGAUGGAUUUAACCGUUGAGAUCCAUGGGGAUGCGGUAUCAUUAGAGGAAUGUCUCGAUCAGUUCACAGCUAAAGAAUGGCUUCAGGGAGAUAACCUUUACAAAUGUGAUAGAUGUAAUGACUACGUGAAGGCAUGUAAGCGCCUUUCAAUCCGUUCUGCUCCUAAUAUACUUACCAUUGCCUUAAAAAGAUUCCAGGGUGGGAGGUUUGGUAAACUGAACAAAAGAAUAAGUUUUCCCGAGACAUUUGAUCUUGGCCCUUACAUGAGCUGCUGUGGAGGAGAAGGAUCAGAUGUAUACAAACUCUACGCUGUGAUUGUCCAUUUAGAUAUGUUGAAUGCCUCGUUCUUCGGCCACUACAUUUGCUACGUUAAGGACUUCCGAGGAGACUGGUAUAGAUUAGACGAUUCUGACGUGGAAAAGGUUGAACUAGAUGAUGUCCUUUCUCAACGAGCAUACAUGCUCCUCUACACCAGGGUUCAGACCAGACCACCAAGUCUUAGACCCGAAGAAGUUGAAGAGGAGAAGAAAACAGAUACGUUGAACACAGAAUCUAAUAGCCAUGAUGGGUCUGCUGAGAGUUCCGGGGUGGGAACAAGUGGCACUGGUGUGUCGUCCUCUCUGUGCAACGGCAUCAUCUCACAUUCAGAAGACCAUGAAUGCAAAAAAGAAUCGUCAUCAUCAUUAACUGUCACCGAAAAGGAAAGGGAAGAUGUUGCGGAAAGGGUAGAUUCUGAAUCAAACCCUUGUAUUGACAUGGAACAUGAUCAUCAAGAAGAAGAAGAAGCAAAUGGGAAAGAAGAUCCGACGGUUGGAAAUCCGGCUUGUUCGGACAUUACUACUUCAUCUCUGUCUGCUACUACAGAGUCCAAUCACCGGGAGAAAGAAGAUUCAGAAACUGAAAUGAUUGAUAAUGCUUAAUGAAUCCAAAAGGAUGGUGAAGAUCAACAAAUGGAGCUUCUAACUUGGCAAUAAUGCUUCUGGCAUAUUUGUUUUAGACGCUGCCACUUCUGGUGCCUGAAGGAGAUACUUAGUCAUGUGUGAGACAGAAACACUUCAGGAUGAUGAAGUACGUAGUAAGUUAUUGUUUUUGACUUUUAUUUUUCUGUUAAAAUAGAUUUUACCAUUGAACCCAAAAUUCUUAUAGCAAAGAACGGUUAACACAGUGAUAACUUUUUUUUUUUUUUGAUCAAAGACAGUGAUAACUUUUUGUGCUUAUUUUGGUUUGGAAAAAACAGAAAUCAAACUCAAUUUGACU
Messenger RNA from Raphanus sativus (radish), 2316 nucleotides. RefSeq names its product ubiquitin carboxyl-terminal hydrolase 19. Gene Ontology annotation, cellular component: cytosol; nucleus. Gene Ontology annotation, biological process: protein deubiquitination. Gene Ontology annotation, molecular function: cysteine-type deubiquitinase activity; cysteine-type endopeptidase activity. The record is from RefSeq and is a predicted model, not a curated record. NCBI's taxonomy places the organism in Eukaryota, Viridiplantae, Streptophyta, Magnoliopsida, Brassicales, Brassicaceae. Bases 129 to 1979 code for a protein of 616 amino acids. The transcript is spliced from 10 exons.